AAGCAGAGCAGCAGUUCUCGUUAACAAGUCUUGAGUUUGUCAGUGAAUCACCACAGAUCUUUCUCAUCCUCAGAAGCAACAGUUUGUUAGCAAACCAGCAUUUCACAGCUCCAGCGCGUCACGGCUUCCUGUGUGGUAUACAGCUUGUCAGUUUGAUCGAGAGGAGUGCACAUGACAGACUCUUCUGGCAAUUGAAUUAAAAACAACAAGCAGAUCCGGUAAGCUAAGAUGUCGAACCCAGUGGUUACCCAUCAACCAGGCACAGGUGGCUAUGGGACAAAUGUCCAAACAGGAGAGUGGAGCACCGGCCUGUGCUCCUGCUGCAGUGACUUGUUAGUCUGUGCUUUGGGUUGCUUUUGUCCAGUUGCAUUGAGUUGCUACACGGCAAAUAAGUAUGGAGAAAACUGCUGCUUGGGCUGUUUGCCAGGAGGCAUGUCAGCCCUCAGGACUCAUAUGAGACUGACCUAUGGUAUUCAGGGAACAAUACUCAAUGACGCCCUGACGACCUUUUUCUGUGGAAUUUGCGAGACGUGCAGGAUGGCUCGAGAAAUACGCAUCAGGAAUGGAGACGUUUCACCAUAACAAGACAUAAAAUAUUAUGACCCGUACAAUAUUUUCUGCUUGUUGAUGAUGUCUAGCAAUUGUUGAAGUGAUUUAUUUUAUUCCUGUGGCAGGCCUAGCUUUCAUGCAGACAACAAUGGGGAAUGGCUGAUGAAUUAUGCAUGUCGGUAUUACAUGUAUGUUUUUACCUGCAGCCUUGUAUGUACACAUGAAACUUUGUGGCAAAGUGCUAGCACUAAUCUGCAUUACUGUAAAUAAGUUGCAUUGUUCAGUCGCUUAGUACAUGAUUAGUUACGUUUGAAUAUGAAUCAUUUUGUACACCAUUUUCAAUAAAAAUGUGAUUCUGUU
Molecule: messenger RNA, 909 nt
Organism: Larimichthys crocea (large yellow croaker)
Lineage: Eukaryota; Metazoa; Chordata; Actinopteri; Sciaenidae
Product: cornifelin
Exons: 4
Coding region: 229-582 (117 amino acids)
Source: RefSeq, a predicted model, not a curated record